UCCAGUCGACAAAGUUACACCUUUAGACUUGUUUUCUCAAGUAAAAGUGUUCAAAUGUUUUGCUUUUAUUUUAAACACAAAGUAGCGGCUGUAUUUAUGGGGGCAUUUGACUUAGUAACAGGAACAAUAGGUAUAAUAAUAUUUGCAGGACGAAAACAUUACGUACUUUGUAUAGGAUAUAAACAAUUGUGUGGAAACUAUUUAAUAUUUUGGAUUUUCCAUUUGGUUGGAGGCAUUAUUAUAACAUCUGGUAUAAUUUGGGGUAGGGCAGUUCAUCAUGCUCACUCCUUGGAUGAAACAUACAAUAACGCAAUAAUUCUGAAUUUAUAUGAAAAACCUUCAGAGGAACAUAAUGGUAAAGUAGUUCAUGUAACCGGCAGUCUUCAAAUUGAAGAGCCUUUGACUGAGGUUGACUAUGGUAUAGCCAUCCAAGCAGUUAAAUUGAAAAGAAGGGUGCAAAUGUACCAGUGGGUAGAAGAAAGAACACCAAGACCAGAUGAUGAUAAUAAUAUGGAAACCAUGGGUACAAUGACAAAUGAUUAUUACUAUAUAACAGAGUGGAGGGACAAAUUGGUAGAUAGCAAUGGUUUUUAUAUCAGACAUGGCCAUGAAAACCCCAAGGAAAUACCAUUAACAUCAGUAACAUAUGUUUCUCCUACAGUAAAAUUGGGGCACUUACAAGUAGGUAAUGAAAUAAAAGAUAAAUUCGAUGAUUUUAUUGAAGUUACCAGUGAUGAAAGACCAGACAGAAGAGAUGUUAAACUUCAUAUGGGUAUAUAUUACCACUGUGACGAUAUUUGGAAUCCAGAAGUAGGGGAUAUACGGGUUCAGUUUUAUUAUGCCGGUGGCUCAGGUGAACCUGUCACUAUAAUAGCAAAGCAAGAAAGUGGGAUGUUAAUUCCUUAUGAAACAUCAAAAGGUCACAAAAUUGCUCUACUGAGACAAGGGAACUUAAACAUAAAUCAGAUGUUUUCUGCGGAGCAUUUUGAUGCGAGAUUGGAAACAUGGAAAUUACGAGGAUUAGGUUUUUUUAUCAUUUAUGGCGCUGCUGUUUGCUUAUCAAGGCUUAUAAAAAUAAUGGUCUUCCAUGGUUCAUUCAUGAGUUUCUACACCGGAGAUCCACUGUCUUUCAGCAACUUGGUUCUAGCAUUUUCUGUAGCUCUCUGUGUAGUAGCUACUGCUUGGAUUAUGUAUAGACCAAUGUUGGGUGCAAGUUUAUUCUUUGCAGCAGUAAGUCCGUUUCUCUACUACACUAUGGGAUUAGAUCACGGAUAUAAUAAUAUGCGCAUAAACUGAGUAGAAAUAUGUACAGUUGAGUAAGCGAGUCUUUACCCGUGCGUCAUCAUUUAAAGCAUAUGAAAUAAGUAGGAAAUUUACUAAACGCAACAGCAAGUGACAGUAAUUAGCUACUCCUCCGAUCACGGGUUAAAAUUUGACGUUAUCAAAAAAUAAAAUGUCAAAGUAAGUUUUGCUUUAAAAUUUUGGUGCAUAAUUACAGCUACACUUGAAGUAGCUGAAUAAAUUCUUUUAAUAUCAUUGAUUAAUAAAUAAAUAAACAAUUUAUAAAAAAAAUCAAUAGCUUAUUUUCUUUUUGUUAUUUUAUUCACUUUGGCGGAACGUUAAACACAAGCAUUCCUUAACUGUGUCAAUGAGGUUAGCUUUGUACGUUGUCAAAAUCCAUCGUAAAAUAACAUAAACUUACCAUAAAAUUUCAAACUCCAAUAUAAAAUUAGUUACGAAAACAACUGUUUGUAUACUAUAAAAAACUUCAAAAUGCAAAAAUUCGACAAAAUAACAGCAAAAAAUUCAACAAACUGACAGCCACAAAAGUAAACAAGCCAAAACGUCAGAAAUUGUAUUUAAAAUGUGAAAACAUCCCCAAUCGUGUUUUUUUGUACCUAUCUCUUUUCAAUGUACUGAAGCUAGAUCGUUUAUAAAAAUAACAUGUGUUUUUACUUAAUAACAGACGGUAGCUGGUUUGUCAUUAGUUUCAUGCGUGGAAGAGAAUGAUGCUAGAUAAAAAGUAUGUGUUUUAUCUCGUCAGGUAUUAAUGACUCACGGGCAAAGACUCGUGGACUUGGGUGUAGAAGAAGUUUUAUCGUUGACGAAUGUAUAGGCUGUAACUAAUUUUAUUUUUUCUUGUUGUAUGUUAUGAAUCUCAGGUUGUUUAUUUAGUAUGUAGUUAUUAAAGAUUAUUAUUUAAUACAGUAGUAAGAAUAGAUUUUAAAAAGUAAGUACUUAAUAUUUAAAAAUAAACUUUUUGUUGAAUA
Messenger RNA from Diabrotica virgifera virgifera (western corn rootworm), 2270 nucleotides. RefSeq names its product transmembrane protein 43 homolog (gene Tmem43). The coding region runs from base 55 to 1296 and encodes 413 amino acids. The transcript has 7 exons. NCBI's taxonomy places the organism in Eukaryota, Metazoa, Arthropoda, Insecta, Coleoptera, Chrysomelidae. Gene Ontology annotation, cellular component: nuclear inner membrane. Gene Ontology annotation, biological process: nuclear membrane organization. The record is from RefSeq and is a predicted model, not a curated record.